AUGGGAGGAUCUGAAAGAACUUCAUCGCGAUCAUCGAGUUAUCAAAGUUCAAGACAUCGAUCGUCAAGGUCGAAGGAUAGAGAACGAGAGCGUGAUAGAUAUCGUGACAGAGACCGUGAACGGGAACGCGAUAGGGAUCGUGACAGGGACCGUGAUCGUGAUAGAGACCGUGAUCGAGAUAGAGAUCGUGAUUAUUAUUCAUCAUCUUCCAGGCGACACAAGAGCAAAUCAAAAUCCAAGCAUUCUAAAAAGUCUAAAUAUCACCGUAGAAGUUCUAGCUCCAGUAGUUCUUCAUCAGACUCCUCGGAAAGUUCCAGGGACAGCCGCAGUAGUAGAAGUAGCCGAACGUCAUCAAAAUAUUCAACAUCUCGCAGUAGUAAGACUCGUGCUCCUAGUUCCGAGAGUAAUUCUAGAAGUGCUCCCACUGUAUCUUCUCAAUCAGCGGCUAGCACAUCAACUGCAACCAAAGGUAUCGAUUUGAUGGAUUGCAAAAUCCAGAAAGCCUUAGAAACCAUUGAAGAGGAUUCCUUUAAGCCUAUGGCGUUCUUUAGUACAAGAGAUCGUGAGGCUCCAGAAAAAUCGGAUAAAGUCAUCAUAGAUCUCAAUGCUGAAACUGUCACAUUUCCAAAGCCAAUGGAGUUACAAAGUGAUUUUACAAAGGAAGAAAUAUUUCACCCAAAUUUCUUAGGUGACCAAGAACAGAAACAGGAUAAGUGGAUCAGGAAACUAUUAAUGUACCGACAAAAAUAUAUGUCUGAAUAA
This is a messenger RNA of Musca vetustissima, 762 nucleotides long. RefSeq names its product serine/threonine-protein kinase fray2. NCBI's taxonomy places the organism in Eukaryota, Metazoa, Arthropoda, Insecta, Diptera, Muscidae. The record is from RefSeq and is a predicted model, not a curated record. Bases 1 to 762 code for a protein of 253 amino acids. The transcript is spliced from 2 exons.